Molecule: messenger RNA, 1428 nt
Organism: Rhinichthys klamathensis goyatoka
Lineage: Eukaryota; Metazoa; Chordata; Actinopteri; Cypriniformes; Leuciscidae
Product: XK-related protein 8-like
Exons: 3
Coding region: 67-1428 (453 amino acids)
Biological process (GO): engulfment of apoptotic cell; phosphatidylserine exposure on apoptotic cell surface; apoptotic process involved in development
Cellular component (GO): plasma membrane
Source: RefSeq, a predicted model, not a curated record
UAUCCACAUAAAGGAGGUAGUUGUAUUUACUUUGUCAUGCUGUAAAGGUUUCACACUGGAUCAAUCAUGGAGGAAAGCUUCCCUUUCAAGUACUCUUUAUUGGAAUACCUGUUUACAUUAGUGGGAUUUUUUCUUUUCCUGCUGGAUAUAGCGCUGGACAUUUGGACUGUUGUGUUAUUUUAUCAGGAAGGGGCAUAUGUGUAUAUGGCGGUGAUGAUCUUUCUGCUGCUGGGCUCUUCAGUAUUGUUACAGGUGUUUAGCUGGGUCUGGUACUCAGAUUUCCUGAAGACUAAGCUUAAGACUAAGGUGGAGGAGAUUAAGCUUGAGACUAAGGUGGAGGAGACUAAGCUUGAGACUAAGGUGGAGGAGACUAAGCUUGAGACUAAGGUGGAGGAGACUAAGUUUAAGCUUGUGACUAAGGUUGAGAAAUUUGCUAACGGGCAUAAACUGAUCAAACCACUCCACUUCCUUCAGCUUGGAGUCUACCUCAGGUAUGCUGGGGUGAUAGAGAUUUCCACAAUACUUUUUCGUAACAAAACAAAUAGAUUCACAGAGGGUGUGGCUGUAUUGCUGAACCAGGACCUUCAGAUGCUUCGUCUCUUUGAGGCAUUUUCUGAAAGUGCCCCACAACUCAUACUUAUGAUGUGUAGAAACUUACAGAGAGGAGAGCUGGAGCUUAUUACAGGUUUAAAAAUCCUCUCAUCAGCUGCUGCAAUAGCCUUUACCGUAGCCUUGUACCACCGCAGCAUGCGUUCCUUUCUUCAAGAAAAACGCAAGAUGAGCUGGAUCCCCACUGGCGUCUACUUUCUGUGGAACUUGUUGCUGAUCAUUCCCCGUGUAACCGCUCUGGCACUCUUUUGCAGUGUAUUGCCAUGCUACAUCAUAGCCCACUUCCUGUCUUUGUGGAUGCUGCUGGUUUUAGGGGUCUGGAGCCAAAAAACAGAUCACAUGGAAAGUCCUGGCUGGGAAUGUCUCUUCAGAGCUUGUGUUGGACUCAUCUGGUACUUCAGCUGGUUUAACGUAUCAACAGGAAGCAUGAAAAUAAAGACUGUUCUCUAUAAUGGUGUCAUGGGGUUGGACACAAUGAUGCUGCUGGGCUUCUGGUGCUGGAAGGUGUUUGAGUAUACAGGCUGUUGGAGCUCCUUAAAUCCUUACAUAGUGAUCCCGACACUACUAGGUUUGUACCUUGUUGGAAUUCUUGUGAAAAUUAUAUACUACACAUGGUUCCAUCCUAACUGUGAUGAGCAGAAAAUAGUUAAGCCCAGUAAACAUCAGAAGAAUAGACACAAUAUAAGAUAUUAUCGCAUGAAUAUGGAAUCUGAAAAUAGAGCUCCUGUUCAACCUAAAGAUGGGGCUCUUGCUCAACCUGAACCUGUCACUGGUGUUCUGAAGAGGGGGAUGAACAUGGCUGCUAAUUUCUACUACUAG